Messenger RNA from Clunio marinus, 561 nucleotides. NCBI's taxonomy places the organism in Eukaryota, Metazoa, Arthropoda, Insecta, Diptera, Chironomidae. The record is from the annotation of a GenBank genome assembly.
AAAUCAUUCCAUUAAAGCUUCUCAACGUGAAAACACAAAAAUUUUAUUUAUUUGCGCUUCGCAGUUCCUUAAACCGUAACAGAAGAAAAGUUAAUUUAAGUGUAAAUUAAGUUAAAGUGAACUUUUAGUGAAAACAUGAAAUUUUUACUUACGCUUUCGUCAUUCGUCGUGCUUGUCGUCAUGGCCCUCGCACAACCUUUUGGUGGAUUUGGAGGAUUCGGAGAUGGCUACAGUGGCUUCAGUGGUGAUUUCGGUGGACCAUCAGCUUUUGGUUCAGAACCUUUUAGUGCACCUCUUACGAGAGACAAUAGACAGAAUCGAGGUAACCAAGGUCCAGUAGUAUUUCCAAUGUCACCUUCUGAUGCACCUGUUGAGAGUUCAGGGGUCGUGAUUGGAGCAUCAGGUUUUGGCUUCGUUCCACCUGGCCCACAAAUGUUACCAUUUAAAAAAUAUGCGAGAUUCAAAGGCCCGAAAAAGUUCUUUCGAUACAUGGGAAAAAUUUUCUCAUACCAUCCAAUUUAUUACAAAAAAGAACAAAGAGACAAAUUAGUUGUAAGAUAA